This is a messenger RNA of Brenthis ino (lesser marbled fritillary), 1206 nucleotides long. NCBI's taxonomy places the organism in Eukaryota, Metazoa, Arthropoda, Insecta, Lepidoptera, Nymphalidae. The record is from the annotation of a GenBank genome assembly.
AUGGACGUUGUACUGGGUAAUGAGAGUGACGAGUGGUGGAACGCGACGGAGCAGGCGGUCACAACCGACCUGUACAACUUUUGGGCAUGGAGCAUCGUGGAUGGAGCGCUCAUGCUCCUAAUUGUCAGCGGCAACACGCUGACCAUCCUCGCCGUCACUAUGAGCCGCCGCCUGUCCUCGCUCGUCUCCAACCAGUUCGUGCUAAACCUAGCCGUAUCCGACCUAAUGGUUGGGCUCACUCUGCCUUACCAUCUGGUCUUCUACCUCAGCGACGAUUUCGGAAAAAUCAAGUGGUCGUGUUUAAUGAGGUUUAUUCUUAUAAUACUCGCGUGUCUCGCCUCCAUUUACAACAUCAUCGCCAUCGCUGUAGACAGAUACAUAGCUAUAGUGCACCCCUUACACUACAGUCGCUAUUUGACGAAAGUGAUCACACGAUUGCUGAUGAGCACUACCUGGUCGGUGGCAGUUUGCAUAAGCUGCAUUCCCAUGUUCUGGAACGACUGGCACGACGGUGUUAGUUGCGAAAUGAACAUGGUCGUUCCAAAAACGUAUACGACGAGCAUUCUAGCGCCGAUGUUUUCACUCAUCUGGAUGGUAAUGUUUAUAUUGUACUGGAGGAUAUGGCGCGAGGCCACUUGCCACGCGCGCCGCAUGCGGGCCAAUACGUGCUGCCCCACUGGAGCCAAUGAUUGGAAGAGCAUACAGGUGGUCCUACUAGUUUUAGGCUCCUUCUCCAUUUGCUGGAUGCCAUUCGUCGUAGUAGCGUGCGCUCAAACACUACCUGUCGCAAACCUGCACAAUCCCAUCUUGUACCGCCUAACAUCAUCACUCGCCAUGUCUAACUCUGGUAUUAACCCACUUAUCUAUGCGUGGAAAAAUGCGGGAUUUCGAGCUGCCUUUGCCAAAUUACUGCGUUGUAAGAGACCUGAUACCUCGGAAUAUCGCGGGUCUCCUGCUCCUGAAAGAAAACGAGGUUCAGUGGCUCUGCGCGAGGGCUCUAUAACAAGGACAACACCUAGCGCCCUAUCUACUAUGGGCGGCAGACCGGCACGGCUACUGUAUGUGGAACGUGAAGCUGAUACGGCCAGAUGCCGAAUCAUAGAAAACGCCGGCUACAUCGAUUCAGAAAGGGGUGACUCCAACCCGUCUUACGCUCCAGAUGGCCCGACGCCGGUGCACAGGGCGACGCGGCCGCCUGACGUAGUG